Trichoderma virens Gv29-8 is the source of this 864-nucleotide messenger RNA. RefSeq lists its product as uncharacterized. The transcript is spliced from 2 exons. Bases 1 to 864 code for a protein of 287 amino acids. Lineage: Eukaryota; Fungi; Ascomycota; Sordariomycetes; Hypocreales; Hypocreaceae. The record is from RefSeq and is a predicted model, not a curated record.
AUGGCGCCUCUCAUUCCUCGCUUGCAUCUCCUCGAGAUCGAUGACCAGCCAUGGUUCCCUUCAUUUCUACGCAACCUCGUCCAGGAUGCUCUCACUUUAGCGUGGAACUCCAACACGCCUCUUCAACCCGAAUCUCCCGCUCGUAUCGCCGCAUCUACCCUUAUUCGCCAACUUGGAAGCUCGCUCUCUUCUUAUACAUUCAUUGACUUCUGUGCCGGUGGAGGCGGGCCUACACCUGAGAUGCAGCGGGCCAUCAACAGCCAUCUCAGCGCUCAAAACAAGCCUCCAGUCGACUUUAUCCUAACCGACUUACACCCAAAUAUCGCAGCCUGGCAGAAAAUCGUCAAGAAAUCACCGCGAAUUAUGUAUGAGAGCCAAUCUGUGGAUGCGAGCAACGCUCCAAAGUAUCUAAUGGAGCGCCAGGACGGAAAGAAAGUGAUGAGGCUGUUCAACCUGUCCUUUCACCACUUUGAUGAUGACAUGGCAAAACACAUUCUGAAAGACACAGUCAACACGAGUCAUGGGUUCGCCAUAGUUGAGCUUCAAGGCCGUAGCCUCUCAAGUGCGAUUAGCGUAUUGAUGCUGGGAGUCGGGGCAGUAGCCAUGGCGCCAUUCGUGGCCUGGAAGCGGAAGUCUCUGACCAUAUUCAUAUUCGCUUGCAUAAUUCCAGUACUUCCUUUUGUUCUUGUAUUCGAUGGACUGGUUUCCUGUCUGAGGACAAGGACACCAGAGGAAGUAGAGAGUCUCCUUCGAGGAUGUGGUACGGACACUAGCUCAUGGGAGAUGCAGAGUGGGAGACGCAAGUUUAUUUGGCCUUGUGGAUAUCUUCAUUGGGUCAUUUGUAAACCCAUCGAAGGGUCUUGA